Messenger RNA from Oldenlandia corymbosa var. corymbosa, 1002 nucleotides. NCBI's taxonomy places the organism in Eukaryota, Viridiplantae, Streptophyta, Magnoliopsida, Gentianales, Rubiaceae. The record is from the annotation of a GenBank genome assembly.
AUGGGAAAUCUCAAAUUCGUUCUCUGGAUUUGCAUCUUUCUUUUGUGUUCUCUGCAAUUCCAAGUUGAAUGUGCCAGAGUCAGACCCAAAUAUCCAUUGUUCACCAAACUCUCAUUCCUCCGAGCUAACGCCUCCGGGGCGGAGGCUCUGGCGUUUGAUCCCAGAGGCGGCGGUCCGUACGCCGGAGUCGCAGAUGGCAGAAUACUCAAAUACGGCGGCCCACAUCUCGGUUUUCAAGACUUCGCCACAACUUCCCCAUUAAGGACGAAAGAUGAAUGCGACGGCAAAGCCGCACCGAAGUGUGGAAGAGUAGCUGGUCUGGGUUUCGAUUAUUCAAGUGGUAACCUUUACGCUCUUGAUGUCUAUUUUGGGUUCUUCGUCGUUCCACCGUCCGGCGGGCCGGCGAUUCCAGUUGCAACCGGGUUCAAAGGCACCAAUUUCUCCCUCCCGAACGCAUUAGACAUCGACCAAGAAUCCCAAAUCGUUUACUUCACCGAUGCUGAGAAAGUAUUCCUCUCCGGGAAUCACACAGCAAUAUUCGCCAGUAACGACACAGAAGGGAAGGUGUACAAAUACGAAAUUAAAACUAAAAAGAUAAGCUUGGUGCUCGACGGACUAACUGGACCAACCGGACUUGCGGUGAGUAAAGACGGUGACUUUCUGGUAAUUUCUGAGUUCAUGAAGAAGAGGAUUCGGAAAUUUUGGCUGAAGGGUCCCAAGACAAAUAGUUUGAAGACACUGAUUACGCUUCCCGGAGCUCCAGAUAAUAUAAAAAGGACAGCAAGGGGUGAUUUCUGGGUGGCGGUAAGGGUGUCGCAGCCGGAGACGGUGGAGAUAGUGGAGGCGAUUGGGAUAAGAUUCAAUGGAGGUGGCCGGAUUCUGGAAAAGCUGAACUUCACGGCAAUUUACGAUGGCAGAAUGGUAACGGAAGUGCAAGAGUAUUCACGGAAACUCUAUCUUGCAUCCGCUUCCUCGGACUUUAUCGGUGUGUAUAGGAGAUAA